GUUACCUCUGUAUAUAAUAGAGCUAACUCUGUAUAUAACACCAUAUAAAUGUGUUAACACUGCAUGCAACGGUGAAAUAUAACUGUCACUGUGUUUUUGUUGUUGUUUUAGCUCCAGUUAAUACAAUGAAGCCAAUAAAGCAAGAAAUACUGAUGUGGCAAAACAAGGCAGAAGUAUUACAAAAUAAAGUGAAUGAGUUGGAAGCCUUGAACAGCGAGCUUCGGCAGCAAGUAGUGGAGCUUUCAGCGCAGCAAAAUGACCUGAUUCCUAGUACAUCAGGGGCACGUGAAGAAUCUGGUGCUGUUGACCUUUCUAGUGAUGGGAACACAUCAACUGAUUUAGAGUCAUCAGUCACAGAAGAAUCAUGUGAUGACUCCUCUUCAAGUUCAAGUUCAGAAGAGACUCAAAGAAGAAAAACAAAGAAAAGCAAAACCAAGAAAAACAAAAGCAAGAAACAUAAGAAGAGCAAGAAGAAGGACAAGAAGAAUGAAUAUGACAAGAUAAAAAAUGAGCUAACAAUGUUCGUGAUGUCAUACAUCGCUAUAAAAGGCUGCUGAAGCUGACAAGACGUGGAGCAACCAUGACCAAAGCCUUCCAAAGAGAAGGUGUCUCACGGAAUGCAGUGGCCCAGCUCGCUCCAAUCGCAGAGCUGUACUUUGCAGACAGGGAGCAGUUUAACAGCAUCAGCUUCACACCAGGGAAGUUAGCUGAGUUUGCUCAAAAGUGCAGAGAACACAUAGUAGGGGAUGUAUACAAAAAAGUGCUGUUGAUGAAAAAGAAAGGAUCACUUUUGCCUUUCUGUUUAAAUAAGUCAUAUUUAUAUAUAUGUUCACUAUUCGCUAAGAGCAUGUUUGCAUGUGUUUUUAUUUCUUUGUUAACAGUUAUUUGCAACAGUGUUUGAACUAAAGUGAAGAUUUUGUUACAAAAACAUUUUUAGUUUUCUGAAACUGUAAUGUUUUUUUUUUUUUUCAUGUUUGAUUCUCUCUGUGGUCUAUUAUUUUUUUCUUGACAGCAGUUCAUUAAAAGCAGUUGGUUGGACAAACUGAUGAUUCUGUUAUUUAUUUCCCAUUUGGCAGAUAUGUACUUGUACUGUGGUGUUAUUGUUUUCUUAAUCUUAAAUCAGAUACUUGCCAGUGUCGGUACUAACUGUCUGUUGACUGUCUGCUGAACAUCAACUGACUAGUAGCCGUGAUGUUGGCCGUAAGAGCCAUUCAACAGCGUUUCUUAGAUUUUCACUUCAUUUUGAUGGGCCUAAUGUGACAACAGAUGAAUAGAUGAAUGUACCUCAAAGUAAAAUGACUGUCUACUGAAAGGUAAUUUAUAUGCAACAAACAGUUAGUAGAGCACUCUUAAAAAUACUUUCGAAAGCAAAAGAUCAGGAGUAAGUCACCUUAUAUAUGUUUAGAGUUCAUUUAAAAUGAUUUUGUGUUGCUACUUAAAGACAACUGAAUGCGUUCUGAAAGUCUGUUGAUACACUGGUUAACAGCUACAUGCUGACUACUAAAAUGCUCUUACUUUGCUGUAUAAAAGUACGGAGAACUUACUGAGGAUUUGUUGCUUGUCUACUAAUAUGCUGUUGAACAUCUACAACUUAAAUUAAUAACAUGCUGAUA
Messenger RNA from Onychostoma macrolepis, 1613 nucleotides. RefSeq names its product osteocalcin 2-like. The coding region runs from base 126 to 557 and encodes 143 amino acids. NCBI's taxonomy places the organism in Eukaryota, Metazoa, Chordata, Actinopteri, Cypriniformes, Cyprinidae. The transcript has 3 exons. The record is from RefSeq and is a predicted model, not a curated record.